Molecule: messenger RNA, 4815 nt
Organism: Homo sapiens (human)
Lineage: Eukaryota; Metazoa; Chordata; Mammalia; Primates; Hominidae
Gene: POFUT2
Product: protein O-fucosyltransferase 2
Exons: 8
Coding region: 25-1299 (424 amino acids)
Biological process (GO): protein O-linked glycosylation via fucose
Cellular component (GO): endoplasmic reticulum membrane; endoplasmic reticulum; Golgi apparatus
Molecular function (GO): peptide-O-fucosyltransferase activity; fucosyltransferase activity
Source: RefSeq, marked validated
GGAAGUGCGUGGCCGCCCGGGGCCAUGGCGACACUCAGCUUCGUCUUCCUGCUGCUGGGGGCAGUGUCCUGGCCUCCGGCUUCUGCCUCCGGCCAGGAGUUCUGGCCCGGACAAUCGGCGGCCGAUAUUCUGUCGGGGGCGGCUUCCCGCAGACGGUAUCUUCUGUAUGACGUCAACCCCCCGGAAGGCUUCAACCUGCGCAGGGAUGUCUAUAUCCGAAUCGCCUCUCUCCUGAAGACUCUGCUGAAGACGGAGGAGUGGGUGCUUGUCCUGCCUCCAUGGGGCCGCCUCUAUCACUGGCAGAGUCCUGACAUCCACCAGGUCCGGAUUCCCUGGUCUGAGUUUUUUGAUCUUCCAAGUCUCAAUAAAAACAUCCCCGUCAUCGAGUAUGAGCAGUUCAUCGCAGAAUCUGGUGGGCCCUUUAUUGACCAGGUUUACGUCCUGCAAAGUUACGCAGAGGGGUGGAAAGAAGGGACCUGGGAAGAGAAGGUGGACGAGCGGCCGUGUAUUGAUCAGCUCCUGUACUCCCAGGACAAGCACGAGUACUACAGAGGAUGGUUUUGGGGUUAUGAGGAGACCAGGGGUCUAAACGUCUCCUGUCUGUCCGUCCAGGGCUCAGCCUCCAUCGUGGCGCCCCUGCUGCUGAGAAACACAUCAGCCCGGUCCGUGAUGUUAGACAGAGCCGAGAACCUACUUCACGACCACUAUGGAGGGAAAGAAUACUGGGAUACCCGUCGCAGCAUGGUGUUUGCCAGGCACCUGCGGGAGGUGGGAGACGAGUUCAGGAGCAGACAUCUCAACUCCACGGACGACGCAGACAGGAUCCCCUUCCAGGAGGACUGGAUGAAGAUGAAGGUCAAGCUGGGCUCCGCGCUAGGGGGCCCCUACCUGGGAGUCCACCUGAGAAGAAAAGAUUUCAUCUGGGGUCACAGACAGGAUGUACCCAGUCUGGAAGGGGCCGUGAGGAAGAUCCGCAGCCUCAUGAAGACCCACCGGCUGGACAAGGUGUUUGUGGCCACAGAUGCCGUCAGAAAGGAAUAUGAAGAGCUAAAAAAGCUGUUACCCGAGAUGGUGAGGUUUGAACCCACGUGGGAGGAGCUGGAGCUCUACAAGGACGGAGGCGUUGCGAUUAUUGACCAGUGGAUCUGCGCACACGCCAGGUGCCUGCCCACGUCACUGUCGGCCGAGAGCGGGUCGGGUGGCUUUCAAAGGUUCUUCUGUCCCAAGUACUCGGUGUCAGAGCAGAUGGUCGCCUGUGUUCACAGUGGUCAUUUCCAUACUGUUUGCCUCCUCGUCUGAGUCUCCUGUAGCAUCUGGUUCAGUGUUUCCCUGGGCUGAAGUUAAUUGUUCAUCUUGCCCCUUUAGUUCUCAUGCACAGAAUUCCUCCAUAGCAGGCUGUUGGCAUAGCUGGCCUCGUCUCAGAACCUCUUCUUGUGUCGCAUUUUCCCAUCAUUCCCGGUUUCUGCCCCUGUCUGCCCCCUGCCCUGAGAGUUGCCCGUGCCCUGGACUUGGGCAUGUCCUUGUUGCUGUGUUGUUGAGCAUCCGUGAGCGUCCCCGAGGCCGGGAGCGUGGGCCCUCGUGUGAUCAUUCUCGUGGGGCUGCCAUGAGCGUCCCCAAGGCUGGGAGCAUGGGCCCUCGUGUGAUCGUUCUUGUGGGGCUGCCGUGAGCGUCCCCGAGGCCGGGAGCGUGGGCCCUCGUGUGAUCAUUCUCGUGGGGCUGCCGUGAGCGUCCCAGAGGCCGGGAGCGUGGGCCCUGCGUGCAGUCAUUCCUCUGGGGUUGCUGUGGGAGGUACGCCUGGGCCUCUGUUCCUCCAAAGACCUGCCUGCCCAUCUGCAUAGGAGAUGAAGGCUGGGGUUAGGGUGAAACGGUUUGAGUUAAAUGGAAAAUGAAAGUAGAGGGAAUGAUCUUCCCCGUGGUUAGCACUGUGCACACGCGUGCGUCUCUGUGGGUUAGUCUGUCUCUCUCCUGCCCGAGGAAUGCUGAGCGCCCUGAGCCGGUGCCUCUUCACACAUCUGCUAUUUCCUGUGGUGUUCUGGGCAUGGUGUGUAAGACCCACAGAGGCUCCGGGUGAUGCUGUCUGCUGGGUGUGGGUCCCUUUCCCUGUUAAGCAGACAGGAUGCAGCGCUGACUUCUUAGGUCAGGGCGGAGGUGUGCAGGAGCCCAGUUACGAACUCACCCCUGCUUCUCAGGUGUGGCCUUGGGAUUUUGACUGCGACCUUGGCGGUGCUGUCUCCGCAGCCCAGGAAGCCUGCUGUGGGGAGGCUUCGCACUGAGCUCUCAGCCUCCUGCCCUCAGCUGCGCGAAGCGCUCGGCCCAGCUCACUGAAGCUGCCCUGCCUCCGGGCCGGCGCGGCCUGCUCUGGCAGGCCCCUGUGUGUGGGGUGGUGAGGGUCUCCCCACCAGUGCUGCACCCCGCAGCAGCAUACAGGCCUGUGUGGCCUGCUGGCCCUGUGGCUCUGUGUACAGCGCUGUGCAUGUUACAUUUGCUCUGGAAACAUCUCUGGGGUUUGCUUGUUCACGAAGUUCAUGAAGUGCCGCUGGAGAGCCAGAGACCAGCUGCGCAGGAGCCGGAGGAACGGGCAGGCCGCUGACCUGAGGUCUGGAGAAACCCCUGGAGAAGGGUGUCCCCACCAGCCCAUACAGCGUGUGUGUGGAGGGGGCCUUGACCUCCGUGAUGUCUACUGUGCCUCAGGAUAAGGACCCGCCAUGCCCUGGCUAGACAGUGUGUGGUUAGUAGGAAUCUCUCAUUGUUCACCAUGUGACCCCCAGGAGGUAUUCGACCUGCACUGGCGUGCCUGGCCUGGGAUUUGGUGACGGAGAGGAGGGCUCCCAGGGGGACAUGCGGUGGGACAGGAGCGUGGCGGCUGCUGACUGUGGGGUGUGGAUGGGGCUGCAGCACCAGGCAGAGCCCCUCAGGGCGCCGAUGUCGAGGGCACCUGAGCGAGGGGUGCCAGCAAGGGGGCGGCCGGCUGGUGGGUGCUCGGGGGACGGCCGUGUUGGUUCCAUGUAACUGUGGAACUCAUUUCACUCAGCUGCUCCUCUCAGUUCUCCCUGACUCUGGAACCUCUGUGACGCCAGUUCUCCCUGACUCUGGAACCUCUGUGAUCCUUUGCAGGUUUUUUAUUGGCACCUCAGUCUCAACAUUUUCUUUUCGGAUUCAUGAGGAAAGAGAAAUCCUGGGGUUGGACCCCAAGACGACGUACAACAGGUUCUGCGGAGACCAAGAGAAGGCGUGUGAGCAACCCACCCACUGGAAGAUCACCUACUGAGGAGGAUCCUCCAGGGCCGCUCCCCGGACCCGACAGGCGCGGGUGGAUGCAGGUUCUGUCGCCGUGGAGUCACCGUCUACUGCCAGCCGGGAGCUGGGCGGACAGGACCGUCCCUCGCAGGGUCCCAGGCCCAGAAGAGGCCCCACGCCUCUAGAGCUGGGCUCCGUCCUCGGCGUUGCCAGCCGCCAUGGCUGAUGAAGAGGCUCCGCUGCUCUCGGGGGUGGCGGUUGUUUUCAGGCAGCGUCUGUGAACCCACAGCUCGGUUGCCAGCAGUGCCCGCGUGGUGACCCAGAAGCAGGAGUGUUUGUCAGGCUCCCGCUCUGGCCUUUCCAGCCACCUUUCAUGUCUUCAUAUUUUAAGUGCAUUGAGGAUAGAUGCAGGCGGGUGAGCUGCCCUCCGUCAGGUGGACCCGGGCUGACAUUUCCCUGGGAGCUGGUGCAAGGAGAAGCGUCAUUUUAAAUGUCUGCAGAGCGACCAGGGGCCUCAUGAAUCUCUCCGUUGCCCUCCGCGCAGCAGGAGGCUGCCUGUGUGUUUCCUCCUGGGAUGCGUGCAAGGCAGACCUGGUGCUGCAAAGGAAAGGGCCUGAGGCCUCAGGGAGCCCCGUGGAGGGAUGACAGUUCAGGCCCUACUGCUGGCACGUCAGAGCACUGGGAAGUUUUUCAGUGACGUCUCUGGGGCACUCAGUGGAUUGUCUGUAGGAAACUUGCAGCUCUGCUCCUCACACCAGGCCCGGCUGGCCACCCACCCUCGCCCCCACUGGCCACCCCUCCCUCGCCCCGACUGCCCCGCCCCACCCUCACCCCGACUGCCCCGCCCUCGCCCGGCUGGCCGUCCCUGCCCUCGCCCCGGCUGGCAGGUGCACAUGGGGCCUCCAGGUCUGCCAUUCGCUAUUGAGAACUAGAAAUGAGGAAGGACAGUUACGCUAACUCCAAAAGGCUGUCUAGGAUGAGCUGCUUUAUCAGGGAGCUCCUUGUACCCAUUUUACAGAAAUCAUUUUUAGGUCUUUGUGCCACCACCACGAGGGGCAUCUGCAAAGAGGGCAACGCUAGACACAGAAUCCGUGGAAGGUGCAGCAGUGCCUCAGGGGUCCUCAGGGUCAGGGAGCCCCCCUCACCCUCUUGGCCCGUUACCCUUUGUGACUUUCCACCAUGGUGUCGUGUGACCCUCAGUCAGGUUGGUGGGGGCUGAGUCCUCACUGAGCAGCCACUUUCCACAUCUGCUAGAGGAACAGUGACAUGGACACCUGUGACAGAGAGAGGACAGUUAGGAGGGACAGACAGCUCUUCCUUUCGGAGCCUGGCUAGUCUAGGACAUCACCUUGCUGUGUCUUCUCAAGCUUUUAAAAUUGACCCUGAACGUGUGACAGGGUCCUAUGGUGUUACUCAAAGCUGUGCAGGGUAAAUGAUGACAUAUUUAUUCUUUUUCCAUUUGUUCUAGAAACAGUGCCUUUUUCAUCAGUUGCAUUUUCCAGGCUGAGAGCUGUAUAAAACAUUUUGGACUGUGACCAUGUACCUUCCUUUUUAAGAAAAAUAAACUGCUUUAUGGAA